Messenger RNA from Galleria mellonella (greater wax moth), 3477 nucleotides. RefSeq lists its product as uncharacterized. The coding region runs from base 337 to 3384 and encodes 1015 amino acids. The record is from RefSeq and is a predicted model, not a curated record. The transcript has a single exon. NCBI's taxonomy places the organism in Eukaryota, Metazoa, Arthropoda, Insecta, Lepidoptera, Pyralidae.
GGUACUUCUUCAAUAUCUCAACAUAGCACUCCCAUAUAUUCCAGAAGUUUAUAUGUUUAUAAUAAAAUAGAUUAAGAAUAGUUCGUGCAUAAUAAAUAUAAUAUGUGACAAGACACGACAAUUCUUAUGUCAAAAUUCUAAGAAAAUCCAAAAGUAUCUAAUAAUUACAUCAAUAUCGUGAUUUUGGUAAAUUCUUUGUAUUUAAAAAUAGAUACGAUAUUUUAUUAAAACAGCCUCAAAUAUGCAAAUAAUAUAUGAAAAUAAUACUUCUGUUUUAUUUUUAAUGAUAAAGUGACACAAGUGUCAAGCUGUAGUGUUUGUGGUUUAUUUCUGAAUAUGGGAAUUGCUGUAAAAAAUAAGAAAACGCAGAAAAUUACUAGAUUAAACACCGCAAAGAGCAAUGCUCCUGUGUAUACAGUCUCAUCACAACAUACGAAUACUACAAAAUUAGUCGCAGAUAAGAAUAGUAAUGUAUUAAAUACUAAUUGUGGCUGUAAUUAUAGAACUAAACAAUUGAAGAAAAUGUCUUUGAAGUUCAUGCCACAUGAUAGAAUUAAGCAGAACUAUACGAAACCAGAAACUUGGGCCUCAAUAGUUAAUAUGUAUAGGAAAGCAGAUAAUAUUAAAGUUGGGAGUUUGGAGGAUAAUAACUCAAAAGGUAAGACCUUAUUUAAAUGUUCAUGCAGAAAUAAUUUAAAAAAAUGUAAUGAUCAAGAGCUAAUUUCAGAACAAAAAUCAAAAUUAAAACAAAAAAGGAAACCUCAAAUAACUUUACAUAAAAGUGCAGUUCAGAAUAAUGCAGGAGAUAAUGAAAGUUUUCAGUAUAGUGAAAAAUUCAAAAAGAUGUCUGCCAAUGGUUUAAAGAAGAUAUAUAAAAAUAUGCAAAAUAAAUUGACUUAUCCCUACGAGGAACCGAAGAAAGAUGUACGUCUUGCUGAUAAAAAAUCUUUAGUUAAUUUAUAUUAUAAAGAUAAGGGUAAGAAAAAUGUUAAAUAUUUAAAUACAAUAACAUCAUUUAAUAUAAAUGAAAAUACAUAUUGUUUAUGUUCUAAAACCUAUCAACAAAAUGCUGAUAUUCAUAAGAUAGAUGGUAUAAAAGAGAUCAAACCAUUUGCAGUUAAAUUAAAAGAUAACAGUAAAGUAAAAUUUGAAAAGAAACCAAGAUAUAUCACAAAAGAUGUUAUUCAACCUGGUAAUAAUGGGAGUAAGAAAUUAAAAUUCUCAAAAAUUCCUACAUAUAAAUAUAUUGAUAAAAGUUGGAAAAUAUCAAAUAAUGACAAAAGUCUUAAUAAAUCUAACUUUAAAAAAGUGUACCGUAAAAAUGCAAAGAAAGUGAACUUAAACCCUUUAGCAUCUCAUAAACAUACAAUUAAUAGAAACUUAUUUGAAAGUUAUAAAAAUUGUUCACAUCAAUCAUGUAAAGAUAAUAACGUGAUCAAAGUUGAUGACAAGGCAAUACCAAUAAAAUCUAGAAAAUCCCAACCAUUAACAAAUAAACAUUGUAAAGGGCUUUUAUGUAACAAUCAGUACUUAAAUCAAAUUAUGUAUGUGACUUCUUUUUUAAUUAAAUGCUUGCAUAAAUUAAAAUUAAGAAAGUUAGAUAAACAGAUUCUUCAAGAAGUAGAAGUACAAAAUGAAAGUGAUCAUACAGGUGAACCUUUAUUUGAGAUGCAGAUAAAUUCUGUAGAUAUGUGUGUAUUAAAUGCCCAUGACAUAAAAAAUAAAAUCAAAAGUCUUGGAAAAGAAACAUCCCGAGCUGAAUGUAUUUGCCCUUCGCAUGGGCUUCGGAAGAAGUAUAUUGACAAAAAGGAAUUUUGCGCAUCCGGUGUAUAUGAAAAAGUGGUACAAAAUAAGAAAACCAAUUUCAAUUGUAAAUGCGUAAAAGUUCCAAAUGAAUGCACAGAUGUUACCUGUAAUAUUCAUUCUAAAGAAAACAGUCUUUUAAAAUCAUAUAAUAUACAAACCAGACCUACUACAACAAUUACAAAUAAGCAGCCAUUAUUUGUAGUAAAGCUGGAUUCUGACAAAAUGUGUGUAAUAAAUUCCAAAGAAAUACAAGAUAAACUAAUUAAUAUAAAAAACCAAAAAGUAGAAAAAAGUGUUGCAGGUAUUUGCGCAGAAAAAAAUAUGAAAAAUAGAAGACAUAUCUGUAACUGUAUUAAAUCAAUUAAGCCGUAUGAUUGUUCUGAAAAUACGUGUCGAAUUGAUACAUAUCAAAAUAUACCACUGUGUACAAAAUGUAAACAAUACCGUAUCAAAUCAAAAAUGGUAAGAAGAAACAUUGACACACAAACUAUAAAGUCAAAACUGUCGUGUUUUUUCGCAACUCGCACUAAUCCAGACAGGAGAAUGUAUUCACAGUCAGUCAAUAUUCAUAAAAGAAAUGAUUUGAACAAAAGCAAACAACUGAACAUAAAAGGAAUGCAACAUAAAGAUACAAAUAAUUAUUGUACAUGUUGUCAUUGUAAAAUAAACAGAAAAAGGAAACGUAUAUCAAUUUGUAAACAUUCAAUUUCAACACUUUUUAAAAGAGGUUUAUGUAGUAGUAAUAUAAUACAAAAUACAAAAUAUCAAUCUUCAGUUUAUCCAUUUAAAUGUGAAUGUAAUCAGGAUACAAAAAAACUUAAAAUACAACCAAAAAAAAUUAGACCGAAAUAUAAGCAAAGUAAAAAUAUUUCAUUAAAAGAUCGAAACAAUAAAAAGCAGAAGAAAAAUAUAAAAAAGAUUAAAAAAAGACACUCCGCAAAACUUCAUAAAAAAACAAAAACUUUAAAAAACAGCAAAGAACAGGCUUCGAAAAAUUGUUGCAUUAAUUUUAUAGAAAGUUUAUUAACUCCAACCAUGAAGUUAUUAAAAGGAUCAUUUGGUAUAUUGUUAAAAAAAGGCCCUUCUUCAUACAUAAAGAAACAGAUCAAAGGUCCAAAGGAUACAUAUAAGAAAAUAAAGACGUGGAUGGGCAAAACAUGGGACGGUCGACGGUCACAAAUGGCUAAAACAUUGUCUGAAUCAGAGACAUUAAAUAUUUUGACAGAUACGUUAAAGGAUACUGAUCUAUAUCAGACAUUUGCGCCUUCUGGAAAGUCUGCAAAAGAUAAACGAUUGAUCGAGAUCCAGAAUAGAAAAAGAAAGAGAAGAAUAAAAUUACGUCAUGAUAAAGCUCUUUACAGCUGUCGGCACAUGUUUUUAACUACGCUUAGAAAGAGGCCUUGUAUGUUUGUGUACCAUAUCUGUCCCUGUUUAUAUCCGCAGUGUCUUGGAUUAUUAUCAUUUAUGAGGAGCUUCUUUAAUUUGUGUGUAUUUAUCGCUGCUUUUGCAUGUUGGACGCCAUGCAUUGUUUUUUGCGAGCUAACCCGCGCGUUGUGUUGUUGUGUAUUUUGUACCUAGUAAAGUGUUUGAUAUAAACUAUUUAAUGAAUCAAAUAAAUUGUUUGAUUUUAUUUGUAGGUAUCAAAAUAAUGAUCAUUCAUAGUAGUUUUGA